Lotus japonicus is the source of this 861-nucleotide messenger RNA. RefSeq lists its product as uncharacterized. NCBI's taxonomy places the organism in Eukaryota, Viridiplantae, Streptophyta, Magnoliopsida, Fabales, Fabaceae. The coding region runs from base 1 to 861 and encodes 286 amino acids. The record is from RefSeq and is a predicted model, not a curated record. The transcript is spliced from 6 exons.
AUGCCUGAAAAUUACUUUAAAGAACAAUGGAGAUCACUCUUCAAUCUUCGAUUCUAUUUCAAAGUCCAUGAGGAUUAUGCCAAGAGAUAUUUGAUGCAAUCCAUUAACAGAAAAUGGAGAGAGCAUAGGAUUAAGCUUUGGGAUGAAUUUAAUGAUCCGGCUUUAAGCAAAACUGAAAUUAUCAACAACGUUCCAGAAGGUGUUAGUUUGGACCAUUGGGCAUUAUUUGUUGAAUAUCGCUUCAAACCUGAGACACAGGAACAAUGUAAAAGGAACAAGGAAAAUAAGGCAAAGCAAUUGAUUCCACAUACUUGUGGUGCCAAGAGUGUAGCAAGGAGAAGGCACGAAUUGCAAUUGGAGACCGGUAAAAGUGUUGGUCGGGGCCCAAUGUGGAAUUUGAUUCACAAGAGAAAAGAUGGGAGAUAUGUGAAUGACAAAGCAAAGGAGAUAGGGGAAAAAAUUGAUAAUGAUUUGAGCCAAAAUGUAGAAGCUUAUGCUGAGAUUUCUCCCAAUGAUCCUGUUGGUAAGUAUCAUGGACCAGAGCAUUCCGGUCGUGUUCGAGGACUAGGCUUAGGAGCGGUUCCUACUGUUGCAUUUAAGCAUACAACCACACGACUUAGUGGUAUGAACUUCGGUUCCUCCGGUGCUGGUUCUUCACCCACAUAUUUAGAGAAAAAGGUGGAAAAUCUUCAGUCUCAAAUGCAAGCACUAAUGGCUUUUGUUUGUUCAAAUCAAGGAGGAAAUGUCCCCCAAGAAUUAUCUGCCUUCUUUACAAAUUCAACACAACAGGCACCAGAUGGAGAUGGAGGUAGUGGGUUGCCAAAUGGAAGCAACCCAAAUUCCAAUUUAGAGGAUGCUUAG